This is a messenger RNA of Acipenser ruthenus (sterlet), 4104 nucleotides long. It is a transcript of the gene lig1, whose product is annotated as ligase I, DNA, ATP-dependent. The transcript is spliced from 26 exons. Gene Ontology annotation, molecular function: DNA binding; DNA ligase (ATP) activity; ATP binding. NCBI's taxonomy places the organism in Eukaryota, Metazoa, Chordata, Actinopteri, Acipenseriformes, Acipenseridae. The coding region runs from base 538 to 3657 and encodes 1039 amino acids. The record is from RefSeq and is a predicted model, not a curated record. Gene Ontology annotation, biological process: DNA repair; DNA recombination; lagging strand elongation. Gene Ontology annotation, cellular component: nucleus; mitochondrion.
AAAGUGAAAGCGCGCAGCAUUUACAAACUCAGAUAAGACUUUAAGAAACAUUUGUUAAUACAGUUACACGUGCAUUAAAUUUGCAGGAGUUGACUGUCCUUGUGGACCCAUUUACGGGUUAAAACUUCAGUACGGCAGGCGUGCCUCUACAAUACAGAGCACGAUACGGCAGCUGAUUCCGCUGCACAUCAUUAAUACAACUUCACAUUAAGUCAAUACAAUCGAAUUAUUUCUGUGUCUUCAGCCCUUAUGUAAACUACUGGCAGAAGUCUUUUGGGGGCUUCUUAUGGCAGUAGAGUUUGUACUGGUAACCCAUCUUUAAAAUGCACGGUCGGAGUCCAGAAUUUAACGAGUAACCCUACCCGUAAAACGUUUCAUUGUGCAAACCGAACAGAUGUCCAAUACGAGUAAGGCAGUACUCCCUGAGAUCUCGCGUUUUUGCAUUUUACACUUCGAUUUUGGAGCCUGCAGAUAUUUCAGAAGCAGUUCAUAAUCGACGACGCUGAUUUCAGAAUUUGAUUUGAGUUGUACCACGUCAUGCUGUACCUCUAUGAAGAUAGGUCAUUUUUCCAGCCGAAAGGAGGGAAGGAGAAGCAAACAGUGAAGAAAGAGGAGGAGACUACAGAAAAGAAAGUGCCCCUCAAAUCUCCCCUGAAGCCUCAGAACGGAGUGCAUGAAUGUGAUUCGCCGGUGAAAAGGACUGCGAAGAGAUGUCGAGCAAUCCUAGACAGCGAUGAUGACGAGGAGCCAGAAAGCAAGGACCAAUCGGAUGACAGGAAUGUCCAGGGGGACACGCCCACUCCACAACCAGAAAAGAAACCGGAUCUCCCCAAAUCUCCACCUCCCUCCAUGAAAACAGACCCCAGUUCCAGUGCGGAUUCCCCCAUUGAUCAGUCACCCGUCACUGAGGCUUCUGGGACGUCUCCAUCCGGCAUUCCCAAACGAAGGACUGCUCGGAAGCAGUUUCCGAAGAGAAAGCUGGAGAGCACAACAGAGGGGCGGAGCCAGUCCUCCGAGGAAGGAGAGUCAAAAGGGAGCGAGCCAAAGAGAGUGCGGCGAGAGGAGGCGGGCACAGCAGAGGAAGUGACUGAAGAAGACAUGGAGGUUACAAGUGAAAGUGUACCCAAAAAUAAUCUGAAGAACGAAAAUGCUGAUGUGGAAAGUGUGCACAAGAAGGGGGAGGAAACCGAUGCAGUUAAGGGGGAGGGUUCACCCAGAAAGGAAGAGAAAGAGGCGACAUCACCCAAACAGGAAGUGAAAAAAGAAGUCAAGGUGAAUCCGGAAGUGAAGAGCCCAGGGGUUAAAGGUAAAAAGUCACCCAAACAGGAAGUGAGAAAAGCCAAAAGCAAAAAUUCACCAAAACAGGAAGUGAAAAAAUUGAAGCAGGAGCCAGAAGAAGUUAAAAGCCCAGAGGGAAACAGGAAGUUGGUGCAGUCAGAAGAGGAAGUGAAGGCGGAACCACCCAAGAAGAAACCAAUCAGCAGCUUCUUUGCACCCAAGAAAGCCGCUGCCAAGUUAGAGAAGCCGGGUGACAAACCAGCCAAUCAGCUCUCGUCUCCUGAAGGAGGCAGCAGCACGGAGACCAAGCCAGCCAAUCAGCUCUCGUCUCCUGAAGGAGGCAGCAGCAAGGAGACCAAGCCAGCCAGUUUUUUCGGAGGAUCAGCAAAGACUGCAGCUGCUCAGGAGACCUCCACAGAUUACAAUCCAUCGAAACAGAAGUAUGACCCUGUGAACGAUGCCUGCUGGAGCCAAGGCCAGAGAGUUCCCUAUCUGGCUGUGUCCCGGACGUUUGAGAGAAUUGAAGAGGAGUCUGCCAGGCUGCGUAUUGUUGAGAUCCUCAGUAACCUGUUCCGCUCAAUCGUGGUCCUAACCCCCUCGGACCUGCUGCCCUGUCUCUACCUCUGUCUGAACCAGCUCGGACCCGCCUUCCUGGGUUUGGAGCUUGGGGUUGGAGAGACUGUGCUCAUGAAGGCUGUUGCCCAGGCGACAGGUCGUCAGCUGGACAGGAUCAAGGCGGAGUCUCAGGAGAAAGGAGAUCUAGGAUUGGUUGCCGAGAGUUCCCGUAGCAACCAGCGUAUGAUGUUCACUCCGCCUAAACUGACCGCCGUGGGAGUUUUCAGCAAGUUGACUGACAUUGCCAGAAUGACGGGGAAUGCGUCCAUGAACAAGAAGAUUGAUAUCAUCAAAGGGCUGUUUGUGGCUUGUCGAUUCUCGGAGGCGCGCUACAUUGUGCGAUCCCUGGGCGGUAAACUUCGCAUAGGACUUGCAGAGCAGUCUGUAUUGGCAGCUUUAGCACAGGCAGUCUGUCUGACACCUCCAGGACAAGAAUUCCCCCCCGCGGUGCUGGAUGCUGGGAAGGGAAUGUCUAGCGAGUCUCGGAAAGCCUGGAUCGAUGAGAAAGUGCUUCUCCUCAAGCAGACGUACUGUGAGCUGCCUAACUAUGACGUGAUUGUGCCGGUUCUCCUAAAGGAAGGAAUUGAUGAACUUCCUAAACACUGCAAACUGACUCCAGGGGUGCCUCUGAAGCCCAUGCUGGCCCACCCUACGAGAGGAAUCGGGGAGGUUAUGAAGAGGUUUGAUGAAGCCGCUUUCACCUGUGAAUACAAAUAUGAUGGAGAGAGAGCUCAGAUCCACAUUCUUGAGAAUGGAGAGAUUCACGUUUACAGUCGAAACCAAGAGAACAACACCAGCAAAUACCCUGACAUCAUCUCCAGAAUACCAGAGGUCAAGAAGGCGGGCGUUGUCUCGUGUAUUAUUGAUGCAGAGGCCGUGGCUUGGGACAGAGAGAAGAGGCAGAUUCAGCCUUUCCAAGUGCUUACCACUCGCAAGAGAAAGGAUGUUGAUGCCUCGGAUAUCAAGGUUCAAGUCUGCGUGUACGCCUUCGAUCUGCUUUAUCUCAAUGGAGAGUCCCUGGUCCGCCAGCCCCUGUCUCGAAGGCGCUCGCUGCUCAAAGACAGUUUCGUCGAGAAGGAGGGGGAGUUUGUUUUCGCCUGCGCUAUCGACUCCGACAACACUGACGCCAUUGCGGAAUUCCUGGAACAGUCGGUCAAAGACUCUUGUGAAGGGCUCAUGGUAAAAACACUGGAAAAGGAUGCUACUUACGAGAUCGCAAAGAGAUCGCACAACUGGCUGAAGUUAAAGAAAGAUUACCUGGAUGGCGUCGGCGACACUUUGGACUUGGCUGUGAUUGGUGCGUUCCUGGGCAAAGGAAAGAGAGCCGGGACGUACGGAGGCUUCCUAUUGGCUUGUUACGAUGACGAGAACGAGGAGUACCAGUCCGUCUGCAAGAUCGGAACAGGAUUCAAAGAUGAAGAUUUGGAGACACAUUUCAACUUCCUCAAGGACCAUACUUUGCCGAAACCCCGCCCCUAUUACCGUGUGGACCAAUCUACAGAGCCGGAUGUGUGGUUGGAUGCGGUCCAAGUGUGGGAGGUCAAGUGUGCUGACCUUUCACUGUCACCUGUUCACAAAGCAGCCAUGGGAUUGGUGGAUCCAGUCAAAGGCAUCUCGCUGCGCUUCCCAAGAUUCCUGAGAAUCCGAGACGACAAGAAGCCAGAAGAUGCCACCAAUGGAUCGCAGGUGGCAGAUUUGUACAGGAAACAGCAGCAGGUACAGAACCAGGGCUCUGAGAAGGCUGACCUGGAGGAUUAUUACUGAGACAUCUUGAGACCGCGCCAGCCAGCCUGGGCUGCGUUUCCAUCUCCAAGGUGAAACCGGGCUCGGUACGCUUUUCAGAAUUGAAAAACAGGAGUUCAUAUUUAGAUGAAACAUUCCAAGGUGCUGCCUAGCAAGGGUUAAAGUAACUAAUCCAUUUUUCAAGGUAGACUGCUUUAAAAAAAAAAAAAAAAAAAAAAAAAAGAAAAAAUAGUUAGAAAAUUGAACAUCCCAGCGAAGUGUCAUAAAGACAGCAAUUCACUAUACAGGGUAUUUCACAAAAAAAAAUCGUAGCGGUACUAAUGUGUUCACAAAUGUUUUUAAAAGGCUGUACACCUCAAACCCUGGUCCUACUAACAUACAGCGUUUGUGCUGUAAGUACUUUUGGUUUCUAAGUUGUGGUGCUUUUGAGCCUGUUGACAAUGAAAUAAAGGUUUGCUUUUUCUAAAA